Messenger RNA from Suillus discolor, 852 nucleotides. RefSeq lists its product as uncharacterized. The transcript has 7 exons. The record is from RefSeq and is a predicted model, not a curated record. NCBI's taxonomy places the organism in Eukaryota, Fungi, Basidiomycota, Agaricomycetes, Boletales, Suillaceae. The coding region runs from base 280 to 567 and encodes 95 amino acids.
GACUGAAACUUUACUGAUGGAAAUCAAGUUAGUCUACUGAUCGAUAUCUAUCUCCAUAAUGCAAAUAUUGGUGAUAGAAGCGCUGAACAGUGGUAUAUAUCUCGCACGAACGCUAUUAUCACGCAUCACUAACAUUCCCCACUGCUCGCUCGCAGCCAUCCCUCCAAUAUGGGAUCAUUUGAGACUAAGGUCAGACCCUAGUCUCAUAUGAUCCCAGUAGGUGGUCGUUCAUCAGCUUGAUCUUUUUUAAGCUAUUCGACGGUUGCCGCCGCCGCCGCCAUGGUGGUAUACGAUUGGGUACUAACACUUGGACAAGAGAUUGAAUUGAUCUGGAGGCGACGCUGGUCUCUCAUGAUUGUGCUGUAUUUGGUUAUCCGUUAUAUUGGAAUACCAUAUUUUGUUGUUGCGUAUGUCUCAUUAGUGUGCACUGUGUUCUAUUCGUCUGACCAGCACACAGAAUAUAUUCGAUUGGUCUCGCUAACAGAUGCAGUGAGUAUUCCGCAAUCAUUUCAUUCCUAUCUAAUGACUGCAUUUAUUUGUAGGGGUGGAUGUGAUUCUGACCCUUGAACUUGGCUCGACAUAAUGACUCGAUAGAUGUGAGUCGGAGUGUUUGAUCCUGCUACCACGGUGAUCAAUAAUUGGGUGUUUCAGGCGGUACACACCAGCGGUCGCCGGCCCGCAAAAACCACCAGGGAGUUUUAGUGGGUAUUGCGUGUCAGCGGAGCCCCACAUAACCGCCCCAUCCGGCAAUGGUAUGUGUAAAUGUAUUUCUUCCUAGAGUUAGCGCUCUUAUCAAUCGUGGUUCAACACCUGCGCUAUCUUGGGACCAGACGGUGUCGGUUGCCUUGCAGA